Anthonomus grandis grandis is the source of this 3585-nucleotide messenger RNA. Its product is annotated as cell surface glycoprotein 1-like. The coding region runs from base 166 to 3531 and encodes 1121 amino acids. The record is from RefSeq and is a predicted model, not a curated record. Lineage: Eukaryota; Metazoa; Arthropoda; Insecta; Coleoptera; Curculionidae. The transcript has 7 exons. Gene Ontology annotation, molecular function: chitin binding. Gene Ontology annotation, cellular component: extracellular region.
UUGUAAUUUUUCCUAGUAGAGAUCGUGCCGAGUGGGUAGAAUCAGAGAUAAACAGGCACAGAGGAAGUUAGGAAAAAAUGUGCACAACAUAAUAAAUCGUUAAAAAUAGUUUUUGCAACGAAAUAGUCGAUCAUAGUACAUGCGGUUGAUAAAACGCCCCUGAAAAUGUUCAUAAUUAGUGUAAUUCUCUUGAUGAGUUUAGCGAGUGUCGCAAAGGGCCAGGGCGAACAAUUAACAUUAGAAGAAUGCUUCGACAAGUACGAUCGGGGAAUCUACGCCCAUCCCGACGACUGCACCAAAUUCUUAUCCUGCGCCACCACCGAUCCCCUGGAUUGUCCCGCUGGACUCCACUUCAAUCCCACCGAAUUCGUAUGCGAUUGGCCCGCUAAUGCAGGAUGUUUAAAAGUAACAACGCCGAAUCCCGAGGAAACGCCACCGCCUGAAGCAACCGAGCCACCUGGCGAGGACAAACCGAAGGAGACUCCAGAGCAAACGGAGCCUCCGAAGGAGGGUGAAACAGAAAAACCAGAAAAUGUUCAAACGAGUCCCAGUGGUCCACCGGGAUCAGAGAAACCCAGUGAACCUAGUGCGAGUACCUCAAAUCCAAGUUCUCCCAUGGAAACAGAGAAACCCAGUGAACCUGACGCAAGCACUCCCAAUCCAAGUUCUCCUAUGGAAUCAGAAAAACCGAAUGAACCUCCUGAGAGUACACCAAAUCCAAGUUCUCCGUCAGAAUCAGAAAAACCAAGUGAACCUGAAGUUAGUACUCCAAAUCCCAGUUCUCCUAUGGAGUCUGAGAAACCGAGUGAAUCUCCUGAGAGUACACCAAAUCCAAGUUCCCCUUCAGAAUCAGAAAAACCAAGUGAACCUGAUGCGAGUACUCCAAAUCCCAGUUCUCCUAUGGAGUCUGAGAAACCCAGUGAACCUGAUGCAAGCACUCCCAAUCCAAGUUCUCUCAUGGAAUCAGAAAAACCGAGUGAAUCUCCUGAGAGUACACCAAAUCCAACUUCCCCGUCAGAAUCAGAAAAACCAAGUGAACCUGAUGCUAGCACUCCAAAUCCCAGUUCUCCUAUGGAGUCUGAGAAACCAAGUGAACCUGAUGCAAGCACUCCCAAUCCAAGUUCUCCCAUGGAAACAGAGAAACCGAGUGAAGGUCCUGAAAGUACACCAAAUCCAAGUUCCCCGUCAGAAUCAGAAAAACCAAGUGAACCUGAUGCAAGUACUCCCAAUCCAAGUUCCCCUUCAGAAUCAGAAAAACCAAGUGAACCUGAUGCGAGUACUCCAAAUCCCAGUUCUCCUAUGGAGUCUGAGAAACCCAGUGAACCUGCUGCAAGUACUCCCAAUCCAAGUUCUCCUAUGGAAUCCGAAAAACCGAGUGAAUCUCCUGAGAGUACACCAAAUCCAAGUUCUCCGUCAGAAUCAGAAAAACCAAGUGAACCUGACGCAAGCACUCCUAAUCCAAGUUCUCCUAUGGAGUCUGAGAAGCCAAGUGAACCUGAUGCUAGCACUCCAAACCCAACUUCUCUUAUGGAAUCAGAAAAACCAAGCGAAUCUCCUGAAAGUACACCAAAUCCAAAUUCCCCUUCAGAAUCCGAAAAACCAAGUGAACCUGACGCAAGCACUCCAAACCCAAGUUCACCCAUGGAAUCAGAAAAACCCACUGAACCUGGCGCAAGUACUCCCAAUCCAAGUUCUCCCUCAGAAUCAGAAAAGCCAAGUGAACCUGAUGCUAGCACUCCAAAUCCAAGUUCUCCUAUGGAGUCUGAGAAACCCAGUGAACCUGACGUAAGUACUCCCAAUCCAAGCUCUCCCAUGGAAACAGAGAAACCAAGUGAAGCUCCUGAAAGUACACCAAAUCCAAGUUCUCCCUCAGAAACAGAAAAACCCAGUGAACCUGAGGCAAGCACUCCCAAUCCAAGUUCUCCUAUGGAGUCAGAAAAACCUAGUGAACCUGCCGCAACUACUUCCAAUCCAAGUUCUCCUUCUGUGACAGAAAACCCUAAUGCUUCUACCCAGUUAUCAGAGACUUCUCCAAAAUCACCUUCAUCAGAAACGCCCGAAGGGUCACCUAGUGAAGAACCUCCAACGAAUUGCCAAGGAUCAGCAGAAGCUCAGAGCCCAGUCUGCGAGCCCACUCCGGCACCACAAGAAAAAUAUCCUAGUGCAGAGCCAGGACAGCCUAGCAAGCCACCUCUAUGCCAAGAACCAGAAUCCAAAGGACUUCCCGAGUGUCAAGAACCAGCAACGACUAGUAAAUAUCCUAGUGCCGAGCCUGGACAACCUCCUUCAGUUAAUUGUCAAGAUCCAGCGGCUCAAGGUCAGCCUGAAUGUACGGCUACUCAAGCACCUCCUUGUGAUCCAAACAGUGAAGUUUGUGACUUAAUGAAGACUCCGCAGCAAGAGGUUUCUCCUAGUCCCACCGUGGAGAGUCGCUUUAAAGAUACACCUCCGGUCCCAGAAUCUGAUAAGCCAUUGACUGAGGCACCUGCAGGACAACCCAGUCCAGGUAGUCUAACUUUGAAAGAAUGCUUGACAAAGUACAAAUUUGGCAUUUUCCCAAAUCCUUCCGACCCCACCAAGUUCUACAUUUGCACCAAGACGAAACCACUGGAAAUGACUUGCCCGAAAGGUUUGGAAUUUGAUCCGGCCUCUUUCGGAUGUGACAGGCCGAAGCCGACGUCCCCACCUCCUCCACCAGCGCUUAAUUUGCGAGACUGUUUGUCCCAAUACAAACGAGGGGUGUUCUCUCAUCCUACCGAUUGCACCCGAUUCUACGUUUGCUCGAAACAAGGCCCACUCGAGAUGCAGUGCCCCGGAGGGCUGCAUUUUAAUCCCGUUAAGCUCGUCUGCGAUUUCCCUUCCAGACACUGCGUCAGCGAAGCUGCCAAAACUCGAGAUCAAAUUUUCAAGACGAUGAAACAGGACAGGAUAGUUCCGGACGUAAUGGACCGUUGUCCGGAAAAACUGGCAGAGGUGGCGUUCCCUAGCGGAGGCCAAGUGAACUUAGGCAAAGAGCUCACGCCCACCCAAACGCUGCAACCUCCCUCGAUCUACUGGGAAGCCGAUCGCAAAUCAUUUUACACCCUCUGCAUGGUGGAUCCAGACGCACCGAGGGCCAAAGAGUCUAAGUUUAACGAGUGGAAUCACUGGCUGGUCGGGAACAUUCCCGGAAAUCGGAUCGCUCAAGGUCAACCUCUGGUCCAGUAUCUGCCUCCUUGUCCCCAAAGGAACUCACCGCCUCACCGGUACACUUACAUGGUGUUCAAACAGCCGAGCAGGAUCAGUUUUAAGGAGCCAACGAUCCCGGCCAACUCGUUCCAGAACAGGGACGGAUUCUCGUUGAGGAAUUUCGCACAGAAGUAUCAGCUGGGUCAGCCUAUUGCCGGUAAUUACUUUAAAUGUCGAUGGGACAGGUCGGUACCGAAGAUCUUUGAGAAAAUCCAGUACCAACCGCCACAGUUUAGCAUGAGGAUUGGGCCGAACAGGUCCCACUUUAAUUCGUAUUCUUAUUCUUACAGUUUUAGGAUUUAAAUUCUAAGAGUAUGCAUAUGUUUUUGUAAUUAAUAAAUAUAAUAGAGUAAAGAA